This is a messenger RNA of Vicia faba (fava bean), 387 nucleotides long. Lineage: Eukaryota; Viridiplantae; Streptophyta; Magnoliopsida; Fabales; Fabaceae. The record is from the annotation of a GenBank genome assembly.
AUGAAAGGUGAAAUACAAAGUGUAGACGAGAAACAAUCGACUCGCCAAUGGAAAAAUGACGGACGAAACGAUGACUCGGCGAUUGUUGUACCUCGCGAUGUAGACAUCUCAAAUGUUAGAGAAGGAAAAUCAACAUCAAAAGGCACUAUGGUGAAGAGGAAAAAGUGGACACAAAGACAAGGGGCAAGAAAGGCAACUACUAGUCAAGCAAAGAAGGUGAAAAUAGAGAUUGGUAAUAGACAAUUAGUUGAUGUAAUGAACAUUGAUGGUACGACUAAGGGAUGUAGAAGUGGUGAAAAUAAGUUAAAAGACCGGGCAGUAGGUAAGAUUACAAAUGAUUAUGAACCAGAGGUGGUGUUGGAACAUCAACACCGCCUACAACAAUGA